Alternaria ventricosa is the source of this 1725-nucleotide messenger RNA. RefSeq lists its product as uncharacterized. The coding region runs from base 1 to 1725 and encodes 574 amino acids. Gene Ontology annotation, molecular function: phosphatidylinositol-4,5-bisphosphate phospholipase C activity. NCBI's taxonomy places the organism in Eukaryota, Fungi, Ascomycota, Dothideomycetes, Pleosporales, Pleosporaceae. The record is from RefSeq and is a predicted model, not a curated record. The transcript has a single exon. Gene Ontology annotation, biological process: lipid metabolic process; phosphatidylinositol-mediated signaling.
AUGGCCGACCUAAUAUCAGGCAUCUCGAAGCUCAAUCCCUUCGCGAAGAAGGAAGUCGAUGAUGAAGAGAAGGGCGAUUUUGUCGACGCGGGGACCGUGGCGGGCGGCGGUCACGCCGCAAGGCAGUCGCAUAUUACCAAGGACAAACUACGUGUCAGCGGAGCACUCAAGAGCUUCCUAGUCAAGGAAGGUGUUUUGCAGGAGUCGGAGGCUGGAUUGAAAAGUGAAGAGCCGACUACGGCGUUGCGAGAAUUGCUCGACAGGAGCCACAUCAACGUCCCACCAGAGUUCAUCGACAGGAACCAUCCACUUCCCGAAUACUUCAUCAGCUCAUCUCAUAAUACAUAUCUGAUGGCUCAUCAACUCUUUGGCGAAUCGCAUGCUUCUGCGUACGAGAUCGCGUUGCAUACUGGGUCGCGUUGCGUCGAGAUCGACGCCUGGGACAACGACGACAACAAGGAAGAGCCGAAAGUCACGCAUGGGUUCACGCUCGUGUCUAACAUACCCUUCCGCCAAGUAUGUGAGACGAUCCGCGAUGUCGUUGACAAAGAAGCUGCCAGUGAAAAGAACGCUGCACCUAUCAUGAUCUCCCUAGAGAACCAUUGCGACGCGCACGGGCAACUUCGCCUCGCACAGAUCAUGCAAGAAGUCCUCGGCCCCCGACUCCUCAGCAAGGCCAUUCGCGACAAGGGCACGCGCGAACAAGACGACCCCAGCAAACAUGAGCAUGUCACCCUCGCUGAGCUUGGAAACAAAGUGGCGGUCAUUGUAGAGUACCAUCUACCGAACGAAGAGGAGAGUAGCAGCAGUGACUCGAGUUCAGACGAAGAGGAACAGAAGCAAGCUCGCCAAGAGUAUGACGCCAAAAAGAAGGCUACUAACGCUGGUACUAUUAUCCCUGAACUGGCCGAGCUAGGGGUGUAUGCGCAAUCAGUCAAGCCUGUCAACAAUUCUUGGUUCGAAGCGGAGCUGGAGAACGCACCACAUCACCAACUCAUCAAUGUCUCUGAGUCAGGUCUAAAAGCGCAUCUUCCCGCCAAUAGCGCCAAGAUAGCAAGACACAAUGCGCAUCAUUUGAUGCGCGUCUACCCCAAAGGAACUCGCAUUUCUUCGAAGAAUCUUGCGCCGGUACCAUUCUGGGGUAUUGGCGCCCAGAUCUGCGCUCUAAAUUGGCAAACCUUUGGCGCAAGCUCGCAAAUCAACGAAGCGCUCUUUGCCGGCUCUGGUGGCUACGUACUUAAACCAGCUGCGCUACGUGCUGGUGGCUCGGGUAACCUCAGCACCGGACGCCGGAAGAAACUUCGCUUGCACGUUGCUGGCGCUACAGACGUUCCCCUACCCAAUGACCGCGAACAUGAAGACAUCAAGCCUUACCUGACAUGCACACUCGUUCACCCUAACGACAUGAACAAUCUGCCACCAAAGCGCAAGACAGCGCCUUACAAGCCCCACAAAUUGACCGGUUUCAUGCACAAGGACAACUCGCCCGCAAACGAUCCUAUCUGGAAAGACGUCCUGGAGUGGGAGUAUGAGGAUAAUGAACUGACAUUCCUGCGCUUGUUGAUCAAGAGUGACGACAGUUUCUCUCGCAACCCCAUCUUCGCCGUUGCCGCGGUGAGACUGAUGUACGUUACACCUGGGUGGAAUUUCAUUCGGAUGCUGGAUCUUGGUGGACACGAGACCACAUGUACAUUGCUCGUCAGAUUCGAGCAACUAGACCUGUAG